AUGUUGAUCAAGGGCCAGGCUAUUCGCAUGCUCAACGACCGACUCCGCUCUGAGAAAGACGCAACCAGCGAUGAAGCUAUCGCUGGUGUCUGCCAGCUUAUCAUUGAUGAAUGGUACUGGGGGGAAACCCAAGACCUGCGUGCUCAUCUGAAUGGGAUGAAACGCAUGAUCAGAUUACGCGGAGGAUUUGGAAACCUCGGCCUUGAAGGGCUUUUGAGCAAAAUGGUUAUACUAGCCGAUCUGGGUAUUGCGAUUACAUUCGAAGGCCCACCAUAUCUUCAGGAAGGGCCCGUGUUCGAGUUUCGAGAUAAGAACCCAGGUACGCUCCAACACGCUCACAACACCCCCCUCAUUGCAUCGCCAAUCACGUUCGCCAGCUUAGCUGGCACAUACCGAAUGCACCCAACAACGGCAGCAAUCCUUGACGACGUCCGUUUUGUCAUAGCCUUGGCGAUAUCUUCGCCGACCGAAUCCGACCAGCAGAAAGACCAGAAACUGGAAACGACUGCACGUUGGAUACAUGAUCGAAUCUGGGGAUUACCGGCAGUUUCUCCAGAAACAUCGAGGCAGAAUGAAUCAUCUACAAGACACAAGGCCGAGGACUCAGGGACUAGGCAAACAAGUACCACUACACAGGCAUCCACGUCCAAUAGGAGUUCUCCCUCGUCGGUGUCGAUGGAGCCGGCCCCAGACUAUGUGUAUCAGUCGAUCCGCCUCGCUGCUCUCGUCUACACGUCCGCAAUCGUCGCACGGAAACCUUUGAGCCAAAGCUGCUCAGUUGCUGACUUUUACCAAGUAUGGGCCACUGUAUGGCGUGUGCCGCUCAGCGUGUGGAAGUCCAUGAUGGGGAUUUUCCUGUGGAUUAUCGUCGUCAUUACACCGCCGUCACGGAGCACACCGCACGCCAGGUUUGUCAAGAGUAUGCUCACUAUUGCGGCAUUGGUCCUGGGAAUCGAGAAUUGGCCAGUCAGCAGUGGUGCGUUGAAAGGAAUGAUAAUGUUACAGGCCAAACUGAACAGGCACGGCACGAAGUUAAUGGGCUGA
Molecule: messenger RNA, 1044 nt
Organism: Neoarthrinium moseri
Lineage: Eukaryota; Fungi; Ascomycota; Sordariomycetes; Amphisphaeriales; Apiosporaceae
Exons: 2
Coding region: 1-1044 (347 amino acids)
Source: RefSeq, a predicted model, not a curated record